Pyrgilauda ruficollis (rufous-necked snowfinch) is the source of this 1651-nucleotide messenger RNA. It is a transcript of the gene SCO1, whose product is annotated as protein SCO1 homolog, mitochondrial. The record is from RefSeq and is a predicted model, not a curated record. The transcript is spliced from 6 exons. The coding region runs from base 1 to 789 and encodes 262 amino acids. Gene Ontology annotation, biological process: mitochondrial respiratory chain complex IV assembly; intracellular copper ion homeostasis. Gene Ontology annotation, cellular component: mitochondrial inner membrane. Gene Ontology annotation, molecular function: copper ion binding; copper chaperone activity. NCBI's taxonomy places the organism in Eukaryota, Metazoa, Chordata, Aves, Passeriformes, Passeridae.
AUGGCGGGGGCGGCGGGGCUGUGGCGGCUGAGGGCGAGCCCGGGAUUGUGGCCGCUGCCGGGCCCGGCCGUGCGGGGCUGGGCGGUGCUGCCCGCACCCCGCAGCCGCCCGCUGUCGCAGCUACCGCCGGGCGGCGGGCCGCGGGCGGGCGCGCAGAGACGGCUCGUGUCGUGGCGGUCGCUGGCGGCCACCGUGGUGCUGGGCGGGGGGCUGCUGGCCGGCAUGAAGCUGAUGAAGCGGCACAAGGAGGAGAAACUGGAGAAGGAACGAAACCGAGGCAUUGGGAAGCCGCUGCUGGGAGGGCCCUUCUCCCUCGUCAGCCAUGAGGGACAGCCCAGGACCAGCAAGGACUACAUCGGCCAGUGGGUGCUGAUCUACUUUGGCUUCACUCACUGCCCUGACAUCUGUCCUGAUGAGCUGGAGAAAAUGAUUGCAGUGGUAGAUGAAAUUGAUCGAAUUCCAUCUUUGCCUAAUCUGACCCCACUCUUCAUCACCAUCGAUCCUGAGAGGGACAACCAAGAAGCCAUUGCCAGAUAUGUUAAAGAAUUUUCUCCGAAGCUGGUGGGAUUGACUGGUAGCAAGGCACAGAUUGACCAAGUGGCUAAAGCAUACCGUGUGUACUACAGUGAAGGGCCCAAGGAUGAGGACAACGAUUACAUUGUGGAUCACACAAUAAUUAUGUACCUCCUCGGCCCCGAUGGUGACUUUGUGGACUACUAUGGCCAGAAUAAGAAGAGUGCUGAGAUUUCGUCUUCUAUUGCUGCACACAUGAGAAAAUACAGAUCCUAAGACAGAAGGUCCUCAAAGAUUGCUGUGACUAUCACCUGGGGGUUUGGCUGUGAUUGGACACUGGAGUUAAAGCAGAAGCACACAAGUGUAACAUCCUGUCAAGCAGGUCUCCUUUCUUCCAAAUAAGAGAGGUUAUCCAUGUUUCUGCAAAUUCCCAUUACCAAAAAUCUCUACAGAGCCUUUCCCAUGGAUAUCAUUUCCAACAAGAUCUCGGGUACAGAAUAAAAUUUGAGACUUCUCUGAAACAUUGCUGGGAGCAAAGGAUGGACAGCACUUUUCACUUGGGAAGAACGUGUGUGUUGCUGGGAAAAUAUUGCUGGUAAAAAAAAAAUAAAAUUGCUGGUCUGUCAAGACAUCAGCAAGGACAACAGUCACUGCAGGAAGAUUACUUGAUGCAAAGCCAUUACUGGAUGGGGCCAUGGCGUUCUCAGAGGAGCUCUGCCCUCUGGUUUCUCCGCACUGUUUUGCCUUCUAGGAGAGGCAGUUGCACUAUUAGAAGCAGGGGAGCCUUAAGAGUGCUUCUUUAGCCAGGUUAAGAAGGUGAAGAGCACUGAAAGCACCAGCUGCUUCCACGCAUGGGACCAGCCCUGAAGCAAGCCUGAUCAUUUCAUCUGAAUGCAGAAAUGAGAUGUAAUUUUUUGGUGGUUUUUCCAGGUGAACACUGUUCACUUAUAAGGGAAAGAGAAUUGGGAUGCAAAUAGGUUUUUCUUCUGGUGCAAAUGAUGGUGUGUGUAGUUGCUCUGCUUGUGCUGGGAGAAGUGGGGAGGGUGGAGGGGGGAUGUGUCCAUGCCCAGGGCUGGCAAUCAGAUACAUUUCAUGCAGUGCAGCAUUUGAAAAUAAAGAUUGAUUUGUAUAAGCAAUA